AUGGCAGCCGGCGGCAGUGGCACUGGCGCUACCAGCAAGCUUGACACUGUCGAGAUGGAUGCGCAGGAUCUGACCCCAAAGGUCGAACUAGGUAGUAGUGAUGACACCCCGAACCAACAGAGCCGCAUCUGCUUCGCGCCCUCUGAGCAAGGCUAUAACCAUGGAUCAGAUCGUAUGCGACCCCUUCGCACCAUGCCAUUCGACUCCGAAACCUGGAUCGGCAACUUCGACGACCUCGGCAGCCGUGUAUGGCCACAUCCCAGCUUCAAGGAGUUGCUUGCACGUUCCCUCACUGGCGACCCCAAGUUCCCACUACCGGACACAGUGGCUAAGGAUAGUCGAUUCCAGAACCCGCGUAUGCGGUGCUGUGGCAAUAGCUGUUGUCCGACCACUCACAGCCCGUUUGUAGAGUAUGAGAAACCUUCUCGCCUUGAGACGCUUGCAUUUGAGCGCACACAGAAUGUCGUCGUAUACCCAUUCUACGUACGCUUGUCCAAGCGCACCGGACUGCAGAAACUCUUUGCCAUUGUGCAUCGUCACAAGGAUGGCGAGUACAAGUUCUGGAAGGCCGACGGCACUUACCACGAGUCCUAUGGUCUUAUCAAAGGAACUAUCUCUAUUUUCCAGAGUCCCAAGUCUAUUCACAAAACCAGUGUCGGCAGUCUGAGCUCUUCGAAGAGGAAAUCGAUAAGCACACCCACCAAGCCUCGUGGUUCUGCAGCACAGCUAGUCGAAGAUCUUGACGACACACCCUUGCGCGUCAUUCAAAAGGCACGCACUCUCAACAGGAGCAAAGAUGUGGAGCGUUUGGACGAAGAUCUUUUCAGAGACCAUCCUGAGCCUCCAUUCAAGAAACGGGCUGUGGCAGGCUCAUCCCUGGUACAGAUGAGAGAAGGCGACAGUACAAAGACCUCAAAUACAGCUAACUCGCGUACACCAACCCCUUCAACGAAACCCAGUGUCCGAGAUCUCUCAAGAACACCAACCAAACAGUCGAGCUACGCUAGCGUACAGAAACCCACCCGCACCCUGUUGCAAGUCAUCGAAGUAUGCAUGCUUGCUUAUCACCUUACUGGAAAGGAUCUCAAAUUGAUGUACCGCACUAAUGCAUUCACUAUCGAGUCCGACGAAGGAUCUCUAAUGGAUGAUACAAAUGGUUGUGCUUUCGAGAUCAACGAGCAGCAUGCACAGUACGUGUUGUCUAGCAGUCAGAAAUCUCUCAAGGUCAUCAUGAGCAAGAGCACAACCUGGAGUAUCACUGAAUCAAACGAAGAAUUGACUGGAGGUAUCAUCCUGUUGGAGUUCGGUGGUGUCAGUGCUCGUGAUGAGUUCAUAGCGCAUCUCAAGCACAUGGAUGGGAUCAGUGUAAGAAGCAUUUGCUGUGCUGAUGACCUAGUUAUCGAGCCCAUGUAUAGUAAGCUGCUGAAGCAGCUCGCCCAAAGUCGGAAAGCUAUGUUCGAUGCCGGAGAAGAGCAUGAAAGCAAGAGCCAGGUACCAGCUGAGCCGGACGAGUCACUUCCUGCGGGAGAGAGCUCUGAGGUCGAUGGUGGCAGAGCUGCGCCCUGUCCUCCAGCCUUGACUGAGACCGCCUCUUGUCAGGUUCCAGCAUCCUCUGCAGCCUCGACAUGUACGACAAAUUCAGUCACUCCAUCGUCAGUGGAGCUGCCCCAGCCCUACUCCUCAGUCAGAACAUCGACAACUACAAGCAUCUCUGAAGCCGUCCCCAGUCCGACUCAGGAGACAAUCAACACCUCUCAGCUUGGAUUAAAAGUUCCGACUAAGGAAGAUCUGAUGAAGAAAGAGUUGCUGCACCUGUUGCGCGAGGUCUACAUCAAAUACCCGAGCGCUCAGGACGACGAUCAUGUCGAGGAGAUGGCGCUUUUGUUGAAGGCUCCGCUCCUCGCCGGUGACAAAGCACUCAAAACAUACCAGAAGAAUCCAACGCAUUCUUUGUCUUCUAUCGGACGAACCUCUCAAAGUACAAUCUCACUUCGAGAACACUUCCUCUCACAUUCUCGCGCAAUGCCUCGCGACAAGCACAAAGGCAUCUACGCGUGCCUCUCUCCAUUGAGCGAUCCUGGAAACCACGGCUCGGACCCUACCAAAAGCCUCCAAGUGGCACCAUUUCGAUCCGAGAGCAACUCGAUCUGGAUCGGCUACUAUGACAAGCCCUCGAAGAAAUAUUUAGGAGUCUUUCCAAGCCUCGAUGAGGUUCUCGAUCGCUGCCGACGCAACACUACAGCCGGUGGUUCAAAUACCAUGUUUCCUCGGUUCAGGACAGGGGUACGGCUCGAAACCGGUGUUGUCCCCGAUCAAGACUGCCCUGGCAGCUUUCUGAGACAUGUAUGCUGUGUUUCUUGUCAAGACGGAAGCGCUGAUUGUGAAGAACUCAUACUCAACUCGAUUCCAGUCGAGAUGAUGAGUCCUUACCGCACCAGAUACGAAAGAGUCUACCUGCUUGUCUACAAGUUCUAUCUCAAGGGCGAGCAAAUGGUUGCAUUAGUGCAUCACCUCUCUGCGGGAAAGUUCUUUUUCCAGAAAACAGACGGGACCCUAUCGAAACUGUUCUGUCUGGACUCUAAACACGAGUGCGUUGGCAUGUCACAACGUCGCACUCGUCAGGGCAGUGAACUUGACUCGGACACUUCCAGCUUGACCCAAUUCGACUGUGCCGAGGAUGAGGAACCGACAGACGUUCAUGUAUCACCUCGAGUAUCUCUGAGGUCCAGCCAAAGUCAUCGACUCCAAGAACCAAGAAACUCAACUGUGGCGCCAUCUCCACAAACUCCAUUUCUACCACGAGAAAUGCCAGCUCCGCCGCGUGCGCGAGGCCGUGUUGUCAUCGACAUGAUUGAUGACGACGAACCUUCACCAGUCAAGCAGGAAAACACAAACUAUCCAGCGCACCUGAUGGUCCCGAUCUCCUACAAGACCCCAACGGCUACUCCAGCAUCUACUCCAUCUGUUGACCCCAGCGAAGACCUGUCUUUCACUGCGCAGUUCGGACCAGAUCCCCUUGCAGAAGAGUACGGUAGAAUUACCACCCAGAUCUGCCAGGAAUACUCGAUGAGAGUAUUUGCACUGGCAGAAGUCAAAGAUUUGAUACAGAGGAUGAAGCAAGCCGUCAAGGCAGACGAUAGAGCUGCGCUUUGCCGUGCUUAUGGUGCUCUCCAAGCAUUCUUGAUCACGGUUGAAUAG
This is a messenger RNA of Aureobasidium melanogenum CBS 110374, 3198 nucleotides long. RefSeq lists its product as uncharacterized. The transcript is spliced from 6 exons. NCBI's taxonomy places the organism in Eukaryota, Fungi, Ascomycota, Dothideomycetes, Dothideales, Saccotheciaceae. The record is from RefSeq and is a predicted model, not a curated record. The coding region runs from base 1 to 3198 and encodes 1065 amino acids.